GGGUGUAUACAUAUUUCCUGUUUCUCAGUUUUGUACAGCUCGUCACAUAACUCUACUGCUUACAUUGAAGUGAGUGAGACUUAAACUUGUUUUGGGGGAGCUCUCAUGACGUCAGUCGAUCUCUUGGACAUUCUGGAGGAGUUGACAGGAAAGGAGUUUGAUGACUUUAAGUGGUUCCUGCAGCAGGACAGCUGCCUGGAAGGCCUCCCAUCAAUCAAAGCAUGUCAGCUGGAAAAAGCAGAAAGGCGGGACACCGUGACUCUGAUGGUACAGAUCUACAGACUUCCAGGAGCUGUGGAGGUGACCAGAAAGGUUCUAGAAAGGAUCAGCAGGAAUGACCUGUUGCAGAGCUUGUCUUCUCUCUCACACACACAGGCUCCUCUUCCUCACCCUGAAGAUGUGGUGGUUCCAGUACCAGAGCCUCGCCCCAUCAAGUUUUUCCAGCAAAUACUUCAAUCAAACUUCCAGGACAAGUUUAUGUGUACCCAAGAAGGUUGGACAGAAGAUAAACAGCGUCUGGUUGAUAUCUACACAGAGCUGUACAUCACAGCUGGGUAUGAUGUACAUAUCAACACACAGCAUGAGGUCCGGCAGAUUGAGAAAGUAUGGAAGCCAGCAGAGCCAGAGAAACCUAUUAGACCCACAGACAUGUUCAAACAUCCUUCAGGAGACUACAGACCCAUCAAAACAGUGAUGACCAAUGGAAUCGCAGGAAUUGGAAAAACUUUCCUUGUUCACAAGUUUGUUUUGGACUGGGCUGAACAAAGAUCCAAUCAAGAUGUGCAUCUGAUUUUCCCCUUCACCUUCCGUCAGCUGAAUCCUCUGAAGGGAGAAAAGUUCAGUUUGGCAGAGCUCAUUCAUGAAUGCAUCCCAGAAACUGUAGGCAUCCCACAGGAGGCUCUUAAUUACAUCUUUACAGAUGUUCAGUCAUCAGGAAUCACCAACUAUGACAAGAGUAAAUUCAAACUUCUGUUUGUGUUUGAUGGGCUGGAUGAGAGCCGCCUUCAUCUCGACCUUCAUUCUGAAGACAUUCGCUCUGUCGAUGUAACAACGGCAGCUAAAACAGAUGUCCUGCUGAGGAAACUCAUCAAUGGGAAACUGCUACGCUCUGCUCGCAUCUGGGUAACCACACGGCCUGCAGCGGCCAAUCAGAUCCCUCGAGAGUUUAUCAGCAGUACAACAGAGGUCAGGGGGUUCACCGACCCACAGAAAGAGGACUACUUCAGGAAGAGAGUCAAAGGUAAGGAGGAGGCUGACAAACUCAUCUCCCAUAUCGUGACAUCACGAAGCCUCCACAUCAUGUGCCACAUCCCAGUCUUCUGCUGGAUCACUGCAACAGUUCUGGAGGAUGUGUUGAAAACCAGAGAGGGAGGAGAGCUGCCCAAGACUCUGACUGAGAUGUACGCAGAGUUCCUGGUGUUUCAGAUUGAUCGGACAAAAGAAAAGUAUGGCCCAGAGAAGAGCAUUCAAUACGUUAAGUCAUUAGCAAAACUGGCCUUUGAGCAGCUGGAAAAGGGCAACCUGAUCUUCUAUGAGAAGGAUCUGAGACAGAGCGGCAUUGAUUUCAGUGAAGCCUCGGUGUGCUCAGGAGUGUUCACAGAGAUCUUCAAAGAAGAUCGAGGAAGGAAAGGGAAAGACAAGAUGUUCAGCUUCGUCCAUCUGAGCGUUCAGGAGUUUCUGGCUGCUCUUUAUGUGAGGAUGUCGCUUAUAAAUAGCAACAAAAAUGUGAUGCUUUCACCACCGCUGUCUCUGCGCAUUCUUCGACUGCUUUUCAGUAAAAUAUCUUCAAAGAAGAUCCACAGGAUUUCGAUUGACAGGGCCUUACAGAGUUCAAACGGACACCUGGACUUGUUCCUUCGCUUCCUCUUGGGUCUUUCACUGCAGACCAAUCAGGAUAAACUACAGAGCCUACUGAAAAAAACAGACUGUCGGUCAAAAACCAACCAGAAAACAAUCCAGUAUAUCAAGGAGAAGCUCAGUGAGAAUCUGUCUCCAGAGAGAAACAUUAAUCUUCUCCACUGCCUGAAUGAACUAAAUGAUCGUUCUUUAAUAGAGGAAAUCCAACAGUAUCUAAGUUCAGGAAGCCUCUCCACAUAUGAACUUUCUCCAGCUCAGUGGUCAGCUUUGGUUUUCAUCUUACUGUCAUCAGAAGAACAUCUGCAUGUUUUUGACCUGAAGAAAUAUUCUGCUUCUGCUUCAGAAGAAGCUUUUUUGAGGCUUUUGCCAGUGGUCAAAGCCUCCACCAAAGCUCUAUUGAGUGGCUGUAAUCUGUCAGAGAGAAGCUGUGAGGCUUUGUCUUCAGUUCUCAGUUUCCAGUCCUCCAAUCUGAGAGAACUGGACUUGAGUAACAACAAUUUGCAGGGAUUGGGUCUGAAGUUGCUCUCUGCAAUACUGGAGACUCCUCACUGUACACUACAGAGCCUCAGGUUGAAUCAAACCAAUCUCACAGCAAAAUGCUGCCAGGACUUCUCACUAUUUCUCAACUCCCAGUUCUCCAGUCUGAGAGACCUGGACCUGAGUAACAAUGACCUGAAGGAUUCAGGAGUGAGUCUACUCUCUGCUGGAAUGGUUCAUCAUCACUUUAACCUACAGACGCUCAGGUUGAAUCAAACUGGCCUUACAGAGAAAUGCUGCCACCAAUUGUCGUUGGUACUCAGCUCCCAGGUGUUAAGUCUGAGAAUGCUGGACGUGAGUAACAAUGAUCUGCGCAAUUUAGGCGUGAAGCUACUCUCUGCUGGACUGAAGGAUUCUGACUGUGCACUAGAGACUCUCAAGUAAGAAGAUUACCCCUUGCAAACAGGAGGAAACUGUCAUUGUUUUUAUAUAUUGCUCCAGAACUAUGUUUGGCAAAAUCGGCUCAUUUUGUUACUCUAAAACAGUACAAGAGUUGACUUAAGCCUUCACAAUAACUUCUAAGAUUAUUUGAGAAGAUUGUUUUAAAAUAUAGCUCUAAUCCAUUCACUAAUAACUGUGGCAAAGGACAUCUAACCCCUAACUGCUAACUAUUUUCUUUGUAAGUUUGCAUCUUUGCAAACUUUCAAUACCUAUGAGAGUGCUUUGGUUAACCACUAAAUUGCCUUGCUGAGUCACAGCAGUUACAGUAGCUCUUCCAUGCUUUGUUGCUUGGUUAUUUGUCACUUCUUUUUUACUCCUGGGAUUUUCAUUUUUUUUGUUAUUUUAGAGUCCAGUGUUUACACACAAGACUAAAUUACGGUACUGAGCAUGUCAGUGAUACUACAUGGAACAGCACUUGUUAUCAUUGACGAGCUACAGAGGAGACAACUGGGCUGAGAGAUGAGUUAGCUUCGGAGCUGGUGAUGAGAGAGAUGAGGAAAUAUAAGCUGACCAUUCCACUGUCAUUAUGUGAUGUCCUUGGACAAUAUGAAGGAUGACCUCAGAGAACUUAUUAAGACCCAGAAAAUACUAAAUGUUAAGUAUGAUGGGUUUCACAGAAAGGUUUUUAGGAGGGAUGUCGAUUUGAAUAGUAAGAGGAAACAUGUAGAAAGUGCACUGAAGACAUCCUAUGUCAGAUUUCACCUGGAUUAACAAGGUCUGUGUCAGGUGCAGAGGAACUAGGAUACAUUGACGAGAAGUGGAACAAGAAUCCAUAAGUGAACAAGGGAUGAGAAUAGGGACCUGUUGGAAUGGAAAGUAAUUCCAGCUCAAAGGGUUACAUGAAGUGGAUGUGGAUCCUAUGGACACCCAUUCUUUGACACCCAACAUUUGGACCAAUGGCAAAACAACUGGUAGUUUAGUGUUCCUUAGAGAUUGAUGAUGUACAACACAAGUGCUACGGCAAGGGGGUGCCAUCAGGUCGUCAUCAUCCCCACCCUCCUAGAUUGGGUGACAUUCUUGAGAUGCUUGGCUACAACUUGAACAGCCAAAAUCAAGAUAGCACAGAAGUUAGUGGCAGAAAGUUGUGAUUAAGAAAUGGGUGACUAAGAAGCACAGAAAGCUGUCCAUACCUGAGGCCUUGGGAACUGCUAAGCAAAGACUCACAG
Molecule: messenger RNA, 4001 nt
Organism: Pundamilia nyererei
Lineage: Eukaryota; Metazoa; Chordata; Actinopteri; Cichliformes; Cichlidae
Product: NACHT, LRR and PYD domains-containing protein 3-like
Exons: 6
Coding region: 106-2778 (890 amino acids)
Molecular function (GO): protein binding
Source: RefSeq, a predicted model, not a curated record